Messenger RNA from Anastrepha obliqua, 775 nucleotides. RefSeq lists its product as uncharacterized. The transcript has a single exon. The coding region runs from base 346 to 705 and encodes 119 amino acids. Lineage: Eukaryota; Metazoa; Arthropoda; Insecta; Diptera; Tephritidae. The record is from RefSeq and is a predicted model, not a curated record.
CCACGGAAAUAUUUGCCUCCCCUCGACCAAAUAUGUGUGUGUGAAUGCGUGUAAUGAAAACUGUCAACUUUACAUCGCUAAUCAAAUGCUUGCCAAUAAAUGCAUCGCAUACAACCUUCAAUGUACAAUACACCGCAUACGCCACUCCCAUGUUUCCCCGCUACUUUACCUAAAACGAUAACACAAACACCAAACGGAAACGACAAACUUCGAAAAAUGGCAACAAUUUUCAAUUACUACCUGGUCACUAAUACCAUCGCAAACGCUGCGCUUGAUUAUGGCAUCACAACUUCCCCGCUUCACUCAACGCAUACAACUACAUAAUUUCAACUGCCAUCAGAAGGUAUGAUGCUACCCGGCAUGGGCAUGGUCAGUGUUGGCGGUGGCGGUAGUGGAGGCACUGCCGAGCAUAUGGCUCAAGGCAAACAUCCGCUUGGUGCUGGUCUUGCCGUACUACAACAACGAGCUGCCAUGAAUGCUGGAGGCCCUGGCAUGGGAAUAAUGGGGGGGCAUGGUGGUGGCUGCGGUAGCAGCGGUAGCAUGGGUCACGGUGGCGGUAUCGCUGGCGCAACAGGAAACGGUGGCAUCGAUAUGGUCGGCAUUGGCAUCGGCGCCGGUCAAGGAUUCAUGUUGGACGAUGGACGCCCACCACCACCGCCUCACUCGAGUCUGUUGCACAACAUGCCCGGUAAAUGGCUAGCAUGAACUGAAUGCAGGGCAUGGCAUGGCUGGCUGGCUCGCUGCUGGCUGGCAUGAGAAAUUGAAUGGGCAUGAA